Messenger RNA from Musca domestica (house fly), 1220 nucleotides. It is a transcript of the gene koko, whose product is annotated as cyclin-Q. The record is from RefSeq and is a predicted model, not a curated record. Gene Ontology annotation, molecular function: cyclin-dependent protein serine/threonine kinase regulator activity. The transcript has 5 exons. NCBI's taxonomy places the organism in Eukaryota, Metazoa, Arthropoda, Insecta, Diptera, Muscidae. Gene Ontology annotation, cellular component: nucleus. Gene Ontology annotation, biological process: regulation of transcription by RNA polymerase II. Bases 184 to 963 code for a protein of 259 amino acids.
GCAAGUAAACAAAUAGGGGAGAGGUAAGUUAACCGGUCUGAAUUUUUUUCUGAUAAAAAGGAAAGUUUCAAAUAGGAAUUUGUAUAUUAGAGUCACUGUUACAUUUGGCCUUGCAACACACACGCACAUUCCUUAAAUCCCUUGACCCGUGACCCGUGAUCUCCACAAUAUUAAAAAGCUAAGAUGAAAAACAAUAUUGUCGACGUGUUGUCCCUGCAGAAUAAGACACAGGAAAAUAAAUUACAAAAGGUUAAGCCAACCGACUACAGAAAAAUUGAAAGGCCUGGAAUUGUUCCGAGAUUUCUUUUCGAAUGUGCCAUAAAAUUACAAAUCAAACCAUUGACCUCGGCUAGUGCCGCAAUAAUAUUCCACAGAUUCUAUCGAGAAAUGGAAUCAACGGAUUAUGAUGAAUAUGUCAUAGCUGCAUCCUCAUUGUACUUGGCUGGAAAAAUUAAAGAUGAUCCGGUAAAAAUUCGCGAUGUUAUCAAUGUGGCUAACAUAACAUUAAACAGAGGCUCUUUGCCUCUUGAAUUGGGCGAUGAAUAUUGGUCUAUGCGUGAUGCCAUUGUCCAAGCCGAGCUUUUAAUUGCUCGUACUCUCAAAUUUGAUCUUAACAUGGAGCAUCCACAUAAGUAUUUACUUUACUACAUGAAAACUCUACAAGACUGGUUGGGUGCAGAUGUUUGGUCCUCUGUUCCAAUUGCCAAGACUGCAGCAUCAUUCCUACAAGAUUUCCAUCACAGUUCCAAGAUUUUGAAUCACAAGGCUACACAUAUUGCCGUAUGUUGCCUCUCGUUGGCCCUACAAACCUAUGGUGUACAAGUACCUCUAACAGAUGAAUCGGAUGAUCAAUCGCAGUGGUAUACUCCCUUUGUUUCCGACAUAACCAAGGACAAACACUGGGAAAUAAUUGAGGAUAUAAUCGAGGUGUACAAACAGGAAUCGGACAUUAAUAACAUGUAAAUGUAGAUGCCACAUCGAAUGCCGAAUGUGUAUCCGGACAUUUUUCAGGCGGUAUAAUUUGUGAUAUGUGUUGCAACAAAAUGCCACUCAGUCGUGAAACAUUAGCGAAAUGGAUAACUUGAAGCGAUACUUUGAAAACAAUGCAAAUCUAUUUUCUGUUACAAAGGAUAAAGAAAAUAAUAUGAAUUAGAAUUUAUAAUUUUAUUUUUACCACAACGUGAAAUAUUACCAUACAUAGCAUGAAAAUCAUAAAACCA